AAUAAUCAGAAAUGGUUUAUUAAUUUGUGGAUGACAAAUAUAAUUUUGGCAUAAAUCUUCAUUGAUAUAUAUAUGUACAUUCAUAAAGUGAAAUAUCUAUAACUAAAGAGUAAACUACUCUAUAAAUAUGGUGCUAAUGGCGAAGGAAUCUUCUGCUAUAAGAGAAGUCACUGAAGAUUCUCCAGCUUCAAAAAAGGAAGAAACGGUUGUGUUUAAAGACAAAAAAUGUGUUGUUCAGAAAGUACAAAUAUCUGGAUUGAAAAAGACUAAAAGUGAUUUUGUAUUGCCUGAACUAGAGCAAGUAAUGCAAUCAUCAACAUUUGUCACAGCCUAUCAAAGUGCUUUAGAUUGUAAGAAGAAAUUGUUGAAUUUGGGAAUUUUCGAUCAUGUGGAUAUUAUAAUGGAUACGACUUCACAUUACAAAGGUAACAAAGUUCCGAAUGGGAUACAAAUCCUUUUUAGGGUGAAAGAAAAACGAUCAUUAACUGGAGAAGCGAGAACCGAAAUGUCGAAUAACGAUCAACCUCAGUGGGUUAUAAGGCUAAUGUCUCCGAAUGUGUUUGGCCGUGGUGAAAUGCUAUCUGCAACGUUUUCAAGAAAGUUAGGUUCAGAAUCCGUUUCUGGAAAUGGAUUUUAUUCUCCGCAUGAUUUUAGCUUUGCUGCUUCAAAACCGUUUAAAAAUGGAUCACUAUUUCGAAUGUCAAUUCUACAAGACAGGCAGGAUUGCCCAUGGAAUUCCACAUCUUUGACAGUCAGAGGUGGUCAGCUUGAAUAUCAAUUUCCCCUUUUUAAUAAUACUCACACACUCGCAUAUCAUGCUCAUUGGAGAGAUCUUGCAAGCUCAAAUAAUACCACAGCUUUUCCUAUCAGAGAGAAUUUUGGGCACACUGCUAAGUCAUCCUUAUUACAUUCAGUAACAAUGGACAGAACAGAUGACAAAAUUCUUCCUUCAAAGGGGUAUAUGAUCAAAAUGACAGAAGAACUUGCUGGUGUCGGCAUUGGAUCUAAAUACAUAAAAGAAAACAUGGAAUUGCAGUUUCACAAAACAUUAUUUCGUCGCCUAACAUUAUCAGCAGGUUUUCGUGGGGGAUUCAUUGUGCCAUUUGACAAUGAACAGACUCAAAUUCCAGAUAGAUUUUUUAUUGGAGGUCCAUUGACAUUGCGAGGGUUUGAUAUGAAUCGUGCGGGGCCACAAGUAGAUGGCGAUUUCUUGGGUGGAAAUUGCUACUGGGUAGCUGGCCUCCAUGCAUAUUUGCCUCUUCCAUUCUAUUGGAGGAAUUUUGGGAAAGGAUCUUGGUUGGAUGGAUUCAGAAUCCAUGGAUUUUUUAAUGCUGGAAACGUUCUAACAUUUGAUAACAAUCAAAUGAUACGAAAUCAAUUGUCUUGUUUAGCUGAAAAUAUCAGGACCUCAUAUGGUGUUGGUUUGGUUUAUAAUUUUAUGCGCGGUGCGAGAAUUGAACUGAAUUUUUGUGUGCCAAGUUCAGUUGUCGCUGGUGAUAAAGUAUGUGAUGGUGUGCAGUUUGGUAUUGGAUUAAGCACUGUAUAAUUAAAUUUAGAAAUUUGAAUUAAUAAUCUAAAUUCUGAUUAAAUAAUGCCAUAUAUGAAUCUUAAUGUAAUAUUUGCAUUUCUAUUGACAAUAUGACUGGUUGACAAGUUUGAUGUUCGAAACUUGUAUAUCUAUCUUUUACCUUAAACGUUACAAAUUCCAGUUUAAUUGAAUCGAAGAAUUUUUUAAAUUCUACCACUUUUGAAAAUCAUGACUUUGUGCAUGUUUACGAUAUAUUACAAUUUCAGAAAGUCCUGUUCCUCAAUGUGAGCAGCAAAACUUGCUGUACGACUUUUUUUUUGCAAUCACAUCUUGCUGUUUUUAUUUGCUCGUGAAUUGUAAUGUUAUCAGAUGAAAAAACAACCAUGUUAAA
This is a messenger RNA of Styela clava, 1919 nucleotides long. RefSeq names its product sorting and assembly machinery component 50 homolog A-like. NCBI's taxonomy places the organism in Eukaryota, Metazoa, Chordata, Ascidiacea, Stolidobranchia, Styelidae. Gene Ontology annotation, biological process: mitochondrial respiratory chain complex assembly; protein insertion into mitochondrial outer membrane. Gene Ontology annotation, cellular component: outer membrane. The record is from RefSeq and is a predicted model, not a curated record.